UCUUUGGAACAAAAUUGAAGGUUUGGUAGCUGGCGUGUCCUGUAGACACACUGACAGUACGUGGUAGUACUAUAACAGUGUCAGCAAACAACGUGCCAACGAGGCUGAAGAACAGAGGUCGACAAUGGCUGUCCACCUCCAGCAAGCACCGGCAUGGUUCAUCUCGCUGGCCUUCCUCGGCGCCCUCUGCGUCGCGGCGCUCACGUCCCGCCUCCUCGUCCACCUGACGGUGUGCCUGCGCCGGCCCAAGGACCUCCGCCGGAGCUACGGCACGUGGGCCGUCGUCACCGGCCCGACGUCCGGCAUCGGCCGGUCCGUCGCCCUGGAGCUCGCACGCCGCGGCCUCAACCUGGUUCUCGUCGACCUCAGCGCCGCCAAUCUACAGGAAGUCUCCGACACGAUCAGGUCUCGGCACGCCGUGAAGACCGUGUCCGUGGUGUUCGACCUCUCGCUCGUCUCCACUCCACAAGGCGAUGAGGCGAUGCGGCGUCUCCGGAAAGCCGUGAAGGGGCUGGACGUGGGGGUUCUGGUGAACAACGCCGGCGUGGCGAAGCCGGGCGCGGUGUUCCUGCACGAGGCCGACGCGGAGGCGUGGGUUCGGAUGAUCCGGGUGAACCUGUGGGCGGUGACGGAGGUGACCGCCGCGGUGCUGCCGGGGAUGGUGGAGCGGGGCCGGGGCGCCGUCGUGAACAUGGGGUCGGCGUCGUCGGCCGUCCCUUCCUUCCCCCUCCACACCAUGUACUCCGCCACCAAACGGUACGUCGCUCAGUUCUCCAGAAGCCUCUACGUGGAGUACAAGAGCAAAGGGAUAGAUGUGCAAUGCCAUGCGCCCUUCUUCGUGGCGACCACAAUGCUGUCGGGCUUCUCGGGAAUCUGGCGCCCAUCGGCGUUCGUGCCCACCACCGACGCCUACGCGCGUAAGGCGGUGCGCUGGAUCGGGCAGGGCGGCCCGCUCUGCGUGCCCAACCUCAGGCACCGCCUCCUGCGCUGCCUCCUCGCCGCCGUGCCGGACUCCCUCCACGACUGGGUCUGCCUGCGCGGGAACCUGCGGACAAGGAAGAUGCUCCAAAGGGCACCAGUGUGCACCCUGCGUGGAUGACAUGAAUCUAGCUGAGAAGAGAUAAAAUCGUCUCUGCUACCAAAUCCAAGAGUUUACUUUUCCCUUCUACCUUUUCAUCAACAUGUAAGGCCUAAUAGAAUGUUCUUUUUUCCCCAAAAAACUUCUGUGCGAUUGCUCAAGACAAAAUGUCAAAUUGGUUCAUUUU
Messenger RNA from Lolium perenne, 1265 nucleotides. Its product is annotated as very-long-chain 3-oxoacyl-CoA reductase 1. Gene Ontology annotation, cellular component: endoplasmic reticulum. NCBI's taxonomy places the organism in Eukaryota, Viridiplantae, Streptophyta, Magnoliopsida, Poales, Poaceae. Gene Ontology annotation, molecular function: ketoreductase activity. The record is from RefSeq and is a predicted model, not a curated record.